Molecule: messenger RNA, 1213 nt
Organism: Cuscuta campestris
Lineage: Eukaryota; Viridiplantae; Streptophyta; Magnoliopsida; Solanales; Convolvulaceae
Source: the annotation of a GenBank genome assembly
CCAACCCAGGAUCGUCUUCUCGAUCUCAAUCUUCCCCCCUAUCAAACUCAUCAGAGUCUUCAUUAGGGCUCAUACUUUCUGGGAAAAAACUGUCGAAUUACAGCUCUGGCAAUCAAACUUCCUUUAUGAGUCAUUUAAGCUAAAUAAAAAGGUUGCAAUUUAGUUCUAUCAUUUUGAGAAAAAUGCAUUGCGAAGAAAUUCUGAAGGCUGUCUUCCCUUUCUUGGACGGCAGUGACCUUGCUACAUGCAUGUUAGUUUGCAAACAGUGGCGUGAAAUUGCACAAGAUGAUUACCUCUGGAAAUGUCUGUGCAUAAAGAAGUGGCCAUCAAUAUGCAAGCGCCCAUCCCCUCCCACUGAAACCUUCUGCAAGUUAUUCCAGACAUUUUAUAAGCACAAGGAUAGCAAAGUCAUUCUCCCUCCUAGAUUGUCUUUCAAUGACUUGGAAUUCUACAUUGACAUUUGGGCUGAAGAAAAGAUAAUUUACUCAGAAGUGAUACCGGGGCCUGUUCUCCGGAGGGGGGCAUGGGUCCCGCCUCCUGGCAUCUGCGAUGUUUUAAGGUUUCAUUUGGAAGGGCCAGAAUACAAGAUGACCAUUCCCGUAGAACCAAGGUUUACUGUUCCUUUGAGCCAGACAGUGAGUGUUUCGGUGCUGGUAGGGCGGAAGGAUAAGAAUAAAGUUGCUUGCAUUAUUAACAAAUCCAUUUUUGAUUAUGUGGACCGAACAGCAUACCGAGCUUUAGCAUACGACUAUCUCGAGUUCUCCUCUCCAGUUUGCUUAUUUGUAUCUGGCAUUCGGGCAUGGAUAUCAUUACUCUUCAUGGACCAUGGCAAAGAAGGGGUUACUGAUGUGGUUAUUGAUGUUUUUGGGAUUGAAAUGGAUUUCUGUGAUGCAGCUAAUUCAGAAGACGAGGUUUUGUGGCUUCUUGACAUGCUAGAUUGGAAGUGAGCUUGUGUGGCUUUCUAAUGUUUCUGCGAGGACCAUAGUUUUGACCCCCCUUUAUUCCAAUCCAAUGCUUGUAUGCUCUUCAUCAUCGAUGCUAUUGUGGGGCUAUAUCUGUGUAUAAAAUGUGAAAAAAAAAUUCUGUCUUCUAGUUCAUGCAGUCCUAGUUUUAUCUAUGCACCCGCCCAUACAAAAGAAGGCAAAAAUGUGAUCUUGUUUGUUGUCAUAGACCAACUUCUUUAUUUAUGAUGCAAUAAAAUUUCAAAUUUCUU